GCACGAGCUCCCGGCCCGCCCCCCGCCCGCCCAUCAGUCGAGGGCUCUUCUGGUAGCGCGGGGCCGGAGUAGCCUCGGCGGUUGGAGCGCUGGGGCCGCAGCCGCCGCAGCCGGUAACGGCCGCCGCCGCCGCGCGAGCAGAACCGAGCCGAGCCUCCCUCGGCGGGUGCGGGCGGGGGGCUUCGCCCCAGGCUGGGGCCCGCAGCCUCCUCAUCUCUCGCCCAACCCUCCACGGGUCCGGCCCCCGGGUGGGGCAGGUGGAGGGAGCCAGAGGUAGGACCCUCCCUCCGGAGACCCCCGGGGGGCGAAGGCGCCGCAGCUGCCCCAGCUCCCGAGCCGGAGGCGGGGAUGUGCAGGGCGGGGGCCACGUCGUAAGUGCCGGGCCGGAGCCGGAGCCGAAUCCCCGGGAAAGCGGCGGCAGCCUAGGAGUAUUGCUUCACAUACAAACCUAGUGUGGCCAAGCAAAUUGAGCCAUUUCAGAAUCAUGGGAGUGUUGAUGUCCAAGCGGCAGACAGUGGAGCAGGUUCAGAAGGUGAGCCUGGCUGUGUCAGCUUUCAAGGAUGGGCUACGGGAUAGGCCUUCUCUCCGGCGCACAGGUGAAUCAGCUGGGUCUCGGAGGGGCACGGUAGAGCACUCUGUCCAGGAAGUACAAGAGGAGGAUGAGCCGGAGACAGUGGCAGCUGCCCCACAGGAAGAGAACAGUGUCAACAAAGCAGCCUGGGAACGGCUAAGGGAUGGCCGUGGGAUAGAACCUGAGGAGUUUGACCGUGCCAAUCGCUUCACACCACCUGCCUUCAUCCGACCCAUUCGGGAACUAAAUGAUGAUAAGCCACUUGAUAUCUGCUUGGAACCUAGAGAAUCUGUUAUCAGUGAUGAGAUGUGUGAGAUUUGUGAGGUAUGGACUGCUGAGAGUCUCUUCCCAUGUAGAAUCUGCACUAGGGUUUUUCAUGAUGGCUGCUUGCGCCGAAUGGGCUAUCUACAAGGAGACAGCACCGUGGAAGUGACCGAGAUGGCUCACACUGAAACAGGCUGGAGCUGUUACUAUUGUAACAACCUCAACCUGCUUCUCACAGAAGAAGAGAUGUACAGCCUCAUGGAGAACUUCCAACAGUGCAAAAUUAUUCCUGAUUGUUCCCUAACACUGGAGGACUUCCUGCGCUACCACCAUCAGGCAGCAAGGCGAGGAGGAAGUGAAAGAGCACUGAGUGAAGAGCAGGAAGAGAGGGCAGCUCAACAAUUUGCUGCCCUUGACCCUGAGCGCCGGGGCCAUGUUGAGUGGCCUGACUUCUUGUCCCAUGAGUCCCUCCGGCUACUACAGAAACUUCGUCCACAGAACUCUCUAUUAAGGCUACUGACGGUUAAGGAGCGGGAACGAGCUCGAACAGCCUUCCUAGCCCAAGGCAUUGGGGGUUAUAUCAGUGAGACUGAAUGCCGUCGGGCCCAACACAUCUGGUUCCGAAAACGACCCUCAGAGGCUCCAUCUUGCAAUGUUAGUAUCAGCCAUGUGGGACCAAUGUCAGAAAGCAGCCCGGCCAGCAACAGCAGUGCCAAGAGCCCAGAGAAACUUUUGCAGACAGCUAAACAGGAGGAGCCCAGGUCUGUGGAUUGGCCCACCUUCCUGAAGGAGAAUGUCAUCUACAUCCUUGCUGCCCGCCCCAAUAGUGCUGCCAUUCACCUGAAACCCCUAGGGUAGAGUCUGUAGAAGUAGGGGUAGCCCCUAGUGGGGCAGUGUGGGGUCACCUCCUCCUCCAGCCCCUGACACUGAAAAAGAUUGGGAGGAGGGAGACCUCCAGCAUCUUUGUUCCUAAGCUUUGCCACAGGGGAUCUAGACAGCUUCUCCUUUCAUAGGGUGGGUAGCAAGUACAUUGCCUAAGGGAGAGGUUCUGGGAGAAGAGGCAAUAUUCACUAUAGCCCUAACAGCUUUGUCUGUUGCUAGCAAAAAGGAUUCCGUCCCCACUUCCUUCCUCGUCUCGACCAGUGUCAUUGAUGGGAUAACUCAAGAUUCUUUAUCCCUCUAAAUUUGCUAGAAGUUUGAUUUCUAAUUGGUUGAGAAAGGACCAAACUUCACUGAUAUCCUAGGUCAUUGUAGCUGAAAGAGACCUUAGUGGUCACCUAGUCCAACUUUCUCAUUUUAUAGAUGGGGAAAAUGAGGUCCAGAAAAGUUUUGACUUGCGUAAGGUCACACAGUGAGCCAGUGGUAGAAUAAGAAGUCAGAGCCAGUUCUCCUGACUCCUAGUCCUGUCCCUCUACAAAAACUCCCUAGAUUUGUCUUGGGACUGGGGGAGGGGAGUGCCUACUCCUACAUUUAGCCAGACUUUUGAUUUCUGAUUGACGAGAAAGGACCAUAGUCCCUUACAUCCAUAGUUCUCUUAAAUUCUUAUUUCUAAUUUGCUGAGGUAAAAACAGCCUACCACACUUACCCUUUACCAACCUGUAAACUACUGAGUAGAGACAGGAAAACAAUAUCCUCCCCAGAAUUCCAGUAACUUUGGCUGAAAUAAAUUUCAUCCAAAGUCAGUAGAAUUCUGAUUAGCUUUGCAAAUGAAACUGGAAACCUUAGAUGAAGCUGUGCCUAAGGUGUCCCUGUAUUGGAAGUGAACAAAAUGGAUUACAGGCUGGUCUCCUGGAACCAAAGGCCUGAUCUGGUGGGCCUCAGCUGCAGUUCAGAGGACCUCACUAGGUGUUGUUCACAUUCUGCUCUCUCCACCUCAACCAGUUCCUGUAGGCUGAGUAAUUAAUAUCUCAUCAUUGUGGAGAAUAAAGAAGUCUUCCUUAGCAUCUGUAGGAAGGGAAAAGGGAUUCUCCUAGACAAUUAGUAGUACAGGUGAUCUUCCACACCACUUCUAUAAUGUGAGAUGUACUGGGAGACAAAAGGUAUUAGAAUUCAAAAGAGGACUUAGGGCUACCCUGUCUUCUGAGGAACAAAGCUUUUCCUAGGGCUUGGGGGCUAAUGGAGUAGGCAGUGACUCAGAGGGAGGAAGGUAGUCCUAUUAUUGCCCUUCCCACAUAUUCCCAUUAGGCUAGUAUUACCAUUUUGUGACUUCUUUUCCCCUUCACAUCUGCUCUGGAUGUUAUAUUUUAUCACUAUAGAACUGGGAUCAGCAUGAGGGGCUGCAUAGUAUGGACUGCCUGAAUGUUUAUCCCCCUGGGGUCCAGUGAGAUAGUGAAAGGUGCCUGGUAUACUUGUCUAGUACUCCUUUGACUUCAAGAUCUGGCCUGGCUUAGGAAAGCUCCUGUGCAUAGUCCUUAGUGAACUAAAGUACAAAUAAGAGCCUUAGAUUGCCACCGAAGACACUACGGCCCAUUCCCAAGCCCCAGUAUUGUGAAUGCUGGUCUUUAGGGAGAGUGAAAAUGAAAGGAAGCCCUCUUCAUCUUCCCAAAUUGCUCUCUAUAGCUGUUAAAUAAGGUAAAACCAACUCUUAUCCAAUGCCUUAGUUUCUCUGCCUAUAAAAUUUGGAGAGGAAUGAGCUCUGUCAUAUGAAAGCCAAAUUUUCCCUAGAAGUCCUUGGCAGCCUCUGUAUCAACCAAAUGGAGUGUUUUUGAGGGACUUUGAGAUCCUCAGCAUCACUGACAAUGAGCUGAGCUCAGAAUUGAACAGGAGGAGGAGAAUGGGCUGGAUUGCCUUUUCGAAAUUGCAUAGUGCUUUUAAUGACUCCAAAUUUCUCAUUAAAACAAAGGCUCAUCUUUUUUCACCUUCUUCUGAAAUCUUGUCCAUUGUAUGGCUUCAAGUCAUGGGAUACCACAGUCUCUGAAGAAUUAAAAUUACCUAAAAAGCAAUAGAGUGGCACAGGGUGGGCAUGAGUAGAAUGCAACAUGUAAGCAACCAAGAAAAACAGUAUAAUAAAGGGUAUCAUCAGAUGUAUGAUUAGAAGAUGGAUUUAUCAUGGCCAUUCCAAAGACAAGAACUCAGUUGACAUCCAUACAGUGUCAAAAGAACCACAAGUCCUCCAACACGUUGGGUGGACCCCUUGUGGAAGAUUUAUAAGAAAAUAUGGAUGAGGAGUACACGAAAUUAGAGGGCAUGAAUGGGUUUCUACCUGCAUUGUUGGAGGCAGUAUCCACAAUGAUAAGAUCACAGAUCCAGUGAACUACUGAGAUUCUCAAAGGAAUGUCACAGUACGUGCAAUGAAGUCGUGGAAAUUUGCAGUCCACAAAACUAAGGAAUCAACUUGGAGAAAUAAUGAAAGUUGUUUAAGUGUUUAAACUUGAAUUGAAGAGAGAAACCCACAAUCAGAAUGGGACCCACUUUUAAGGUUCUGAGAAUUUCACAAGCUAUAGCUACUUGCAGAGGUUCCUCUACUGUGCUCAAAAUACUGACUGAUGCUAAAGGUUAUGGUUAUUCCCACCAAAAAAAGGAAAAAGAAAGUAAGUGAUGGCAUCAAGGACGUUGCAUUCUAUCAUAAGCUCUUGUCCCAAGAAACACUUGUACUCUUUCUCACUGCAUGUCAAGUUAGACACCUAAGGGACUCCUAAAGAAUGGUCCUCUCCAAGAUCUGACUUCCACAAGGUAAUUCCAGGAGGCACACACUUUAUGCUUCAAGAAAUUAAGGGAUCUCCUCAUCUUCUGCACUCAAGGAACUUAAUGGCCUUCAUUAACUACCAGGACUAUGAAUCUAGGGUCUUGUUCACUUAUCCUGCCUAGAUGAAAAUUGAUGCCAAAAAGCUUGCUCCCUGGCCACAGCCUUCUUUCUUCAGUAUGUGAGAAAAACUGUGGGACAGAUCUUGCAAGGUAGGCACAUCCUAGGGCCACCCAAGUAGAACUAGUUAUUUGGUGUGCUUGAUUAUUGCUCCUUUCACUUGGUGCUCUGGUGAGGCUUAGGUGAGUUCCUCUUCCCCUUCUCAAGGGAAGUAAAGGAAAGCAUUAAGCCUUUUCCCUCUAGGUAGGGGAGUUGAGGCACAGAAGAAUAUCAUAAAAGUGGAUCCUUAUUUGGGAACCAGAUUCCUUAUAUUGGAAGGAAACUUGAAAUGUCCAUCCUUCUUGCCUUUAGGCAGGGCUAGACAGAUGGAUAGCUCGCCCAUUUUUCGUAAAUGUCAUUAGCCAGUGAGGGAGAUUCCAAAGUAAUUACCUUAGUAAUCCAUUGUUCAAAAUUCUUGGUCAUAAAUUCUUCCCAGCCUUAGUCCUGUCUCUUGCAAUUUGUUUUUUCCUGGUGUCUUACUGGGGAGUUAUAUAAUAAACUGCCUCUUUCCUUCUGUAAAAAUUCUUGGAAUAUUCGAACAUUCCAAUACAUUCUUAACAAAAUAAUCCCCCUUUAACUUUUCCUCCUAGGUCAUCCUAAAACCUUUCAAUUAUGAUAUUAGUCUAAAUUCUCUCAAGCCUCAACAUAUAUGUCCUCCCCUAGAAAAGGGCCUCCCUUUUCACUGACUUCAGCAAUAAGAUCUUAAUGACUUUCCCCACCUUUUUCUUUCUCCUGAGGGGAGGCAUUGACCAUACAUCAGAUAUCUUUGGAGAAGACUUCUUACCCUAAAAUUGCUCAUCACUUAUCAGGUUGCCUCCUUAAAACCAGAUUAAAAUUGUGCAACCCACGUUACCAGGUUGGAUGGAAAAGGAAAGGCUGAGAUAGAAGAAUGCCUGCCAUGAAGAAGCAGCUGCUACCAUCCACAGUGAGAUAUUGCACUUUUGGGCCAUUCCUCUUUCCCUGUGGCCUUCUUGCCUUCUUCUUUUCCUUUAAUGUUGAGGAACAGGUUCCAGAUAAUUAUCUAGACACACUUAAAGCAAAUCCUGGGUUCUUGAGCAAUAUAAAUAUUUAAGAUCCAGGGAGAGAGGCCUCAUCCCCUAGACACCAAAAUCACUCUCAAGGGUUCAUCUCUAUUUUGAUUCCAGUUCCACACAAAAGUAUUUUGCCAGUGGAAAUGAUGAGCACACACACAAACACAUAAAUACACUGCCUUCUCCCCCCACCCAAUGUCACUGUGACUGAAGGUGGUGAGUGAUUUCUGUUCAGAUCCACUAGCCUUGCUAAGCUUCUUCUGACAGCCAAGCUUUGAGGGGAUCUGAAUGGAAUGGCAAAAGACCUAGAACCUUUUAUCCUUUGUAGGAGUGACCACUAUGAAACCUCACUCACACCAAGCCCUUGCUUUUUUAUAACUGGAAGCACAGCACAGUCUGUACUGCCUACUGGGAUGUUCCACCUUACCAAAGGAGGAGGUCUCACUUAGGAAACCCCUGGAAUCUUCAGGCAGGUAGAUCUGCUAUGAUCAUCCCAGCACCAAUGUGAAUGAACUGGGAUGUUCGAACCUUGGUUAGCAAGGAGAGAAGGAAACUUAGAAAUUGACUAGGAAGGUAGCAGGCACUAGGAGUCCUCUUCAUCUUUGGGACAGAAGCACCAUAGCAGGUGGCACAGGAAUGGUAAUGCUUUCUCCACCCAGAAUUGUUAGUGGGGGCCUGUGACCCUGCAAAACCAAAGUGUGCUCUUUAGCUGGCGGCUUAUAGUAUGAAGUAGGCAGAUACCGAAGGAAGAGGCUGACCAGCCCUAACUCUAGAAUUUCAGGAGACACCAUCAGCCAGUAUGAAGCCAUAGACAGAGCCACUUGCUGCCUGGCUUAGUUGAUCAAUCAGCUGCUGCCCUUCGCACCGCCAUUUACUCUAUAAUCUCUUAGGAUCUCUGAGCUUCUGGGGAAUAAGUACAUUAUUGUAUGCUUGCUGAGGCUAAGUGAACUGAGAGUUCCUCCUCAUCAGACUGUUCAUGACAGUUAAGCCCCUCGGGAAUAGUGUCCUACAUUUGAUCCAGCCAUACCAUUAUCAUCUAGCCCUUGGAUUGAGCCAUGGUUUUUAAAGAAAGAAAAAUGAAUAGCAGAGCCAUUUCCUCUGUGCCAUAUUUCUUUCAUGAUCCAGUGUGGUAAAAGAAUCUCAUUCUCUCCCUGUAUUUUCUGGAGUGGGUCCCAUUAUCUGAUCCAUGUAUAUAUUACUGGGCAGUCUUCUGUUUCAUAUUGGGGGAUGAAUCCUCCAACCUGGUAAGGAGUGUAUGUAGGCAGUUGGAACUGGCCUUAAGUGGUCACAGCUCUCAGUUCUGUAACCCUUGGCAUUGGGUUGGCAUACUCUUUCCCAGAUGAUAGCAAUGGGGCACAGCAAACAAAAGGAACUUCCCAGGAUCCUAUAUUAAAGCAAAGAUAGGGCUGAGGAUAGAACUGGGGUGUACUGGGUCCCAGUUAUGGGAGCUUGGCCACAAUGCUUAAAGACGUAUUGUCAUUGUGUCCCUUCUGAGCCUUUUUUGAAGUACACAGAAGACAUAUUCUAGGAGCACUUGGGCAAAAGUGGAUUCAUUAUCCCUUCAUGUUCUCACUGUUAGGAGAUGGCAUGCCCUUUUUAAAAGAAUCUUCCCCAAGACCUGUACCUGCCUUUCUGCAAACACUAACUUGGACAUUGAGGGGUAAAGUCCCCAACUUCUGUUUUUCCCUUGACUAUAGUUGCAUGUUUCUUCUACCCAUGCCCAGCCCUUGUGGGCAAUGCAGCCAAAUGGAGCUGGUACUCCCAAAGUCUGGGCACACACAGGAUAUCCUAAUAAAGAAAUCUUGACAUUA
Messenger RNA from Trichosurus vulpecula (common brushtail), 7518 nucleotides. RefSeq names its product PHD finger protein 24 (gene PHF24). The transcript has 9 exons. NCBI's taxonomy places the organism in Eukaryota, Metazoa, Chordata, Mammalia, Diprotodontia, Phalangeridae. The coding region runs from base 485 to 1693 and encodes 402 amino acids. The record is from RefSeq and is a predicted model, not a curated record.